Symbiodinium sp. CCMP2456 is the source of this 876-nucleotide messenger RNA. NCBI's taxonomy places the organism in Eukaryota, Dinophyceae, Suessiales, Symbiodiniaceae. The record is from the annotation of a GenBank genome assembly.
GUGCUCGACGGGAGCAUUGACGGCUAUUCUUGCUUGUGGCGAUCUGAAGAAGUGUGGAAUCUUCAGAAACGUGGACAAAAAUUCCACAACUGGUUUUCCAAACUGCAGGAACAACAGGGUUCUCAGCUCGCAGAAGCUUGGAAAGUCCAGAUCGCCCUUCACUUUAUCCGCCGAGAGGACUACAAAGGAAGGUCUUCGGAUGAUCUCGCCAUCAAGUUCCGCAGAUCCGAUGCAGAGUAUGAAAUCAUGAUGGAGCAGUUGACUGCUUAUCUGACAACAUGUGCUGAGCUACUCGAGUACUGCCUGUACCUUCGCAGCUUCCCCGCUUUGGCUGCUGGUCUCCUAGCAGAAAAUGUGGACGAGCAUGCACGCAGUCGCAUCCUGCAGGAGGCGAAGAAGGAGUGGGCUGCUGUCAAAGCAUUGGAGCUCUCCAGUGCAGGACAGCAGCUUCUGAGGCAGUCCGUCAUGCACACGGGUUUUCAGAACUAUAGGGAGGUGAUGCUGACGAUGGAAGAGAGCAGCUUCGCAUGGACCGAGACGGUGCAAGAAGUUGUUCGAGCAUGGCACCCUCCUUUUAGCCAGUCGGCCAAUCUGGAGUCCGUCUUCAGAGAAAUGGAACACAGCAUCAAGAAGAGUGGGGGGCCUCCCCAGGAUGGAAGCAUGGCGAACCUCGCCUGUGUGGCCACGCGGGCCCUCAUGAGGCGAAUCUGUCAUGAAAAAGAAAGCCCGGCAACCACAGCCCUUGAAGAGAAGGACUGGCAAGGCAAAGCAGUCAGAGGCCUGAAGCAGAAGAUGUGGAGACCGAGUGCAGCAAGCCCUAGCUGCUUGGUCCAUGGUUCUGUUUCUGGUUGUGCUUUCAUCAGCAUGACCUUUUAG